UGGGUCUUUACCGCCUGGCUUAAGUUUAAAUAUUAUUACAUAUCGAUAGUUAGACACGUGCUUCAAAAACCUGGCUUGCAAUCGAUUAAAGAGAUACCAUGGUCUGACUUGAACACAAGAGCCGUGGAAGAUAUCGUCUAUUGAAAGGUUUUAUCCAAGUAGGUCAUUCCAGUUGUUAACGACGUAAAUCCAGAGCUCGCGCCGUUAAAGCCCGUUCUCGGUUCAUGACCCGGGACACGCGGACAAUUGUCAGCCUCGCAUUACAGGGCUGAGAGUUCUUGCUGAGGAGAACGGAGCUAUGAUGCACAUCUGAAGACAUCUCGAUCACAUGGGUAGUGUAUCUCACUGUUUAAUGUCACAUUUGUUUUUCCCCUUGUUUAUUUUGUUUAGCAUCUUUCUUUGGUUGCCUGCUUGUAUGCUUUCUGGAAGAUCACCUCGCUAUAGCAAAGUGUCUGUAUAUAGAGAAGAGGGUGGCGGUAAUAUAGCUUUUUAGACACUGAGGUGGUCUGCUAUCAUUUUGAGGUGAGAUUUUUCUGGGAGUGAGUGAAGAAAAAUGUGGCAUUGUGGCCAAACAGGACAAUGGUUUACUUGAUAACUUGCUUGUGUCUCAUUAGCCUGGUCAAAAUAUGAUAAGCAGGGAUGGGUCGGUGCUCUUGAUCAAUGCUGAAGUUCAUAAACGAUCAAACAGCCAGAUGGAUUGGUCGACCCAUUCUUCUAAGUGAGCUCUGAUCCCAUUCACUGCUCUCGCGUCACUUCCAGGGCGAUGACGUUUGCUGGCACCAUUUGAAAAAAAUGCUAGUGUUGAAUAUGCAAGAGUGCUAUAUCAGCAUGCUUGUAGUGCACAGUACCUACACUGACCGUGACACAACAUGUAAUGGAGAAACACGACACUCUGUAAGAGCAUGGGUACAGUAGGUGUUUUUGAUUGGAAUUAUGCUUUCUUUUAUGGAGAAAGGUUUUUGCAUUUAUUGUUACCAGAAGUUAAGCCAAUUGUUGAGUGUUAGAAACACUAGCCAUUAGGUUUCAGAGUCCUACUAGAUGCCAUGCUUCUCAGUUCAGUUGGUCUUGGACCUCUGCCUAUGUGAAAACAGCAGGAGACAUGUUGACUUUCAGUGACUUGGCAUGAUGGAAACAGUAGAGGUUCUGUCCCCUGUCCAGACCCCUUGUUUAUUUCCACAGUCCCAUUUCAACAGUGUGGGUUCUGCAUGAAUACAUGUGGAGCCCAGAUGCAAUAGGGUAGGAUCUGUUAUCUGUAGGAUCUGUUAUUGCUGAUGUCGUCACGACCUUGCUCUUAGGCCGUGGCAAAGAACGGGAGACACAGGUUUUUUGACGGGAGCAAGAACAUUUAUUACCGGCACACCACCAGUCCAAACGUGAGACAGAGUACUGAGGAAUAUGGUAAAUUAAAACUCAUUUAUUCCAGAAAUGUUUGUCCAAAAUACCCAGCCCAGAUGGUAAUUAUUUCCAGUUGUAGGCUAAUGAAUGGAAAAUGGUGCCCUGCCUCAAGCCAGAAAGCUAAGAAAGAACGAAACAACAUAAUGCAUCAAAUGGCAGAUCCCAGCUUGCUUUUGCCUGCUUCUCUGUAUGGAAAUUGGAAUAUCUAGGUCAAGCAAGGUGAUGUUUUAACAUCUUUCUCUUCUGAGUUAACAUGGUGUGGGCCAGUUUGUUCGUGCGCUAUGUAAUCAGCUUGUCGUGAAACACCAUCCUGUGUAUGUGAGAGAGAGAGAUGGCUCUUUUACUCCUGGUGCAGCGUCCCUGCAUAUCAUCUUACUGUUAACGAUCAUUAGCCAGCAUUUGAGUAAUGAAGAUACUACUCAAACCUUCUUUCAGUAGUUAUAUGGUGUGUAACACCACCACGUGUUAAUUGUGGUUUGCUUUUACAGGCUCCUAUCCGAAGCUGACCCAAUGGUUUAAUCACCAGGACUAAAAAUGAGCAUAAGCAGUGAUGAAGUCAAUUUCCUGGUUUACAGAUACCUGCAAGAGUCCGGCUUCUCCCACUCAGCAUUCACCUUUGGCAUAGAGAGCCACAUCAGCCAGUCCAACAUCAAUGGAGCCCUUGUGCCCCCUGCUGCCCUCAUUUCCAUCAUCCAGAAGGGCCUGCAGUAUGUGGAGGCUGAAGUCAGCAUCAAUGAGGAUGGGACUUUAUUUGACGGGCGGCCCAUAGAGUCGCUAUCUCUGAUCGAUGCUGUAAUGCCAGAUGUAGUCCAAACCAGGCAGCAGGCCUACAGGGAGAAGCUGGCCCACCAGCACCAGCACCAGCAGCAGCAGCAGCAGCAGGCGGCAGGCAGCGGCACAGGGCCCCAGGGAUUCACCAAGAAUGGAGAGGGCGCUGCCAACGGGGAGGAAAACGGAUCCCACAUCUUAGCCAAUCACCAGUUUGAGAUGAUGGACAUGGACAUGGACGUGGAGAUCCCCCAGAGUAAAGCCAUGGUGCUGAGAGGACACGAAUCCGAAGUUUUUAUCUGUGCCUGGAACCCAGUGAACGACCUCCUUGCCUCUGGGUCCGGGGACUCGACGGCACGAAUCUGGAACCUGAGUGAAAACGGUACAGGCGCGUCCACUCAGCUAGUUCUGAGGCACUGCAUACGGGAAGGGGGUCAGGACGUACCCAGCAACAAAGACGUCACCUCACUAGACUGGAAUAGCGAAGGAACGUUGCUAGCAACAGGCUCAUAUGAUGGCUUUGCUAGAAUAUGGACAAAAGACGGUAACCUGGCCAGUACUUUGGGUCAGCACAAAGGUCCUAUAUUUGCACUCAAGUGGAAUAAGAAAGGAAAUUUCAUCCUCAGUGCUGGUGUAGACAAGACUACAAUUAUUUGGGAUGCCCAAACAGGAGAAGCAAAACAACAAUUUCCUUUCCACUCAGCACCUGCUCUGGACGUGGACUGGCAGAGCAACAACACGUUUGCCUCCUGCAGCACAGACAUGUGUAUCCAUGUGUGUAAGCUGGGUCAGGACAGACCUGUCAAGACCUUCCAGGGACACACGAAUGAGGUGAACGCCAUCAAGUGGGAUCCGACUGGCAGCUUGCUGGCUUCCUGCUCGGAUGACAUGACACUGAAGAUAUGGAGUAUGAAGCAGGACUUGUGUGUCCAUGACCUCCAGGCCCACAGUAAAGAAAUCUACACCAUCAAGUGGAGCCCCACAGGCCCUGGGACCGAUAGUCCCAGCGCCAACCUUAUGCUGGCCAGUGCAUCAUUUGACUCCACUGUGCGUCUGUGGGAUGUGGAGCGGGGUGUGUGUAUCCACACACUGACCCACCACCAGGAGCCCGUCUACAGCGUGGCCUUCAGUCCCGAUGGCCGGCACCUCGCCAGUGGCUCCUUUGACAAGUGUGUCCACGUCUGGAACACUCAGACGGGUGCUUUGGUUCAUAGCUACCGGGGGACAGGAGGAAUCUUCGAAGUGUGCUGGAACGCCACAGGGGACAAAGUAGGAGCCAGCGCGUCGGAUGGAUCGGUUUGCGUAUUAGACCUGAGGAAAUGACACUCGUGGGGGGGGAGCAAUGGACCGACUACGAAUGUGUACAUUGCCAAAAGGACCACACCGGCGCCACUUACAGUUGUUAUGCACAUGCAUCAGGUGUGUAUGGACACCUGUGCUGCUCUCACAGACCUGCAGGAGCAAACAUGUCUCUGUUAUUACACCGGACAAACUUGUCGGACGCAUCACGUGCAAACCAAAACCUUAGGAUUCUUCUUGCUUUCCUUUUUUUUAUCCUUUGUACCAGAAUUCUGAAGAUGUGUUGUUCUCUGUUGGCGUGUGCAUAUUGCAUAUGUCAGCAUUUGAUGUCCUGUGGACAUUGUUGUUUUGGAUUUGACUGAUAUCUGCAGCUUUUAUAUUACUGUACAUGUGGGAGAGGAGUCGGGGGGGUUAAGAAUGAUUUGUCUUUUACAAAGCUGUUCUUUGGGAGAUCGAUUCAUCCACUUUUCUGCAGUCUCUAUGGUUCAAAAAUGCAGAUGUAUAGCUUAGAAGAUGAAAAUGGUUCAUAAUUGUCUAAUAGGUUUGUGUCAUAAUUGAAAUUUUUUAACCAAGUAUAAAUAGUUAAUCAAAGGCUGAUCUGUCCUUUGUUUUCACAACUAUCCUCAAAUGUUUUUCAGGUGUUCACAAUUCAUCAGGUUAAUAUAGAGCUCUAAAGAAUUGAAAGCCUCGGCUGAAAGAUAAUCUUUGUAACCGUUAAACAUCAUGUCGACCUCGUGUUCUCCCAGUCUGCUGGGCAGAAAGACGCCAACUCUGAUGUGCAGUCGGCUCCAGGUUUCCGUCCUGGAUCUGUCUCCAGCUUGCGAAUAGUUGUCUCGUGUGUUUUUGUGUCCGUAGUUUCUGCCUUUGCUCUAUCUUCUGGGAUCUGUGGAGGGAGUGAGAUGUACAGGAAAACAGGCCCACAACCGCUCACAUCCAUCUGACAUGAACAAUUAAGUCAUAAUUGUGCUUGUUUUCUCAGUGAAUGGCCUGUUGCUAACCAAUGCUGAAAGAUAAUCAGAUUAGGUUGUGCUAAUUGUGUCCUGUUUCCCCUGCGUGGUCAUCGAACAUCAGGACAUCGUCUGGAGUAUCACUUCCUGGCUGGAGAUUAUAUCGCAGUUUGACGGCUUAAAAACAGACCGAGUUUUUUUUUUUUUAAGGAUCACUUUUUUGGACCGAUGAGUUCGCAAAGGGAGCGCGGGAGGAAAGGGUCACAUUGGAACCCGGGCUGUGUGCCGUGGACUCAGCCUUGUUACACGGGACUUACUGUCUGGAACGUUUGCAGCUUUCAUGUCCAGCGGGUACACACUCCUGCUUCAGUUUGUUGUUGUCCAGCAUUUACACACACACACACUCUGAUGACAGGCUGCGUUUAGGCCUGUGCACGAAUCGACUCCGCUUAUCUUCGCAGCGGUCAAAGUUGGUGUCUUGAGGCAAAUUUGUGCUCGUUAAAUAUCAGAAUAUGACUUGAUGUAACAUGGUACCUGCAUAUAAUAUAUCUGUCAUGUCAGAGGGGACACUUUUGUAUGCCACUGAUAUGCUAAUAGUGGCUUUUAAAGUUACUGAAUUGCAGUUGGUGAUGUUAUUGUGCAUCACCAGGGGGCGGUGUCCAUGAGGAAUGUUUUUUUAAAUAUAAAAUAUUGUUAAACAGUCAUAGAGAAAGGGUAGAGGCUAGAGAAAGCCCUUUUGAAGGGUGUUUUCUUCCCCUGCACUUUGAUGUUAGAAACAGGCAGGUGCAUUUGUUUAUUCAAGCCAUCUUAGACGCAGCCAAUUAAAAUGCUCUGAAGAUGAGUCAGAAAUAGUGCAGUGUGUAGAUAAGGGUGAGAAGUGUCCCGUCUGCCUCCUCGGGGUACCUGAGAGCUGACCCGCGCCAACGUUAUGGCAUUCCAGUUCUCUGCUCCCAGCCAUAGAAACUAUCAGCUUUAUACUCUCACUCACACAUACACACACACACACACACACACGUGUCGGCGGUUACUUGUUUUGUUGAAGCUAAAGACUAUUUUGAAGUUUGCUCAAUACAGUCAGCAGUUAAUUGGAGCGUACCACAAAGACGCGGUUUGACAUGUCUAUGACAAUGGAAUGGUAUUUCAUGAUGUUUUGUGUUUAGAUGAUCAGCUUUCACACUGCAUUCAAGUGUGUUUGCUAUUUUGUGUCCCUCCCGAAAGUACUAACGGUAAUUCUAUCUUUGCUACGUCAGCGAGCCUUUGAAGGUUUUGUACUUGUCAAAACUUUUGUAAUGAUUUAUUUGUAUCUACGUACACGAAAUGAAAAAAAUAAAAUAAAAUCUGGAUUUAAUUGUCAUUGUAUUAUCACACAGAAACUGUAAAUACCAGUUGGCAGAUAUGUUUUUGUCGUGGUGUCUGCCUCGCCUGUGCUCACGUUCUCACGUGGUGGCCGUCUGCAGCCUCCUGACCCGACUGUUGUAUUAUCACUCAGAUUUCAGAAGGUCUAGAAUAAAAUCUAUUUUGAUAAUA
Pseudoliparis swirei is the source of this 5936-nucleotide messenger RNA. Its product is annotated as F-box-like/WD repeat-containing protein TBL1XR1. Lineage: Eukaryota; Metazoa; Chordata; Actinopteri; Perciformes; Liparidae. Gene Ontology annotation, biological process: regulation of transcription by RNA polymerase II. Gene Ontology annotation, molecular function: protein binding; transcription corepressor activity. Gene Ontology annotation, cellular component: histone deacetylase complex. The coding region runs from base 1930 to 3486 and encodes 518 amino acids. The record is from RefSeq and is a predicted model, not a curated record. The transcript has 16 exons.